This is a messenger RNA of Emiliania huxleyi CCMP1516, 492 nucleotides long. RefSeq lists its product as hypothetical. The record is from RefSeq and is a predicted model, not a curated record. Lineage: Eukaryota; Haptophyta; Isochrysidales; Noelaerhabdaceae. The coding region runs from base 1 to 492 and encodes 163 amino acids. The transcript is spliced from 3 exons.
AUGUCGUCGGUCCUCGGCUUGGUGCGCGGCGCAACAGCGGUGGCCACGGCUACCGCCUCGCGCGGCCUCUCAUGGACCACGCGCAAGCUGAGUGAGCGGACAUGGAAGGCUGCGCUCCGGCGUGUGCUGAGACAGCUGUGCGUGAGCUACGAGUGGGUGGAAGUGACGAGUGGCGACGGCGCGCCUGCCACGGCGGUGAUUCGGAACCUGGUGCUGCGGCCCGAGGUCUUCAACGUUGCGCUCGCGCGCGUCGGCUGGAUCCUGGUGUCGGAUUCUGGUGUUGCGGGCGGCGAGGAGGGCGAGGACAAAGGCGCCGGCGGCAACGCCCCGCUCACGAUAGGGAGCGCGACGGUGACGGUGACGCUGCGGCUGCGGGGCGACCUCGGCCUCUUCUCGGAGCCGUGGAGAAUCGAGAUGAACGACGUGUGGGCCGACUGCCGCCUGCUCGCGGGAAAGCCAAGGGGCGCUGCUCAUGCGGCUGGCUGUGAGUAG